UUCGAUUUAAAAAUAACAGUGGCGUCCUUCUUUCUCCAUCCCUCGUCUCCAUAAACAAUUAUACACCCAAAAACAGCUCUCAAAAAUUCCAUUUUCUCAAUGCUCUGCACAAACAUCAUGGCCUAGCUGUUUCUUGGAUCCCGGGAUUCUGGGUCUCUCGCCCUCUACUCUUAAUAGUUUUAUUAACUGUUCGUAGCCCACGAAACAUGAUUUGGUUUUUCUUCCCCCAAGACCGCUCCAGCUUCCCUCUUUUCUGCGCUGCCUCUCAUUGGAGUUCGUAGCAGAAGCAGCAGCAGUAGUUGUAGUAGUAGUAGCUGUAAUGCCUGUUAAUAAUCCAUGGACGACCCUCUUCUUCGUCUCCUCUUUUUUGCUGCCGCUGCUGCUUUUAAUAAUCCCCGGCUGCUCCGCCGUCAACCACCAAGGCCAGGCUCUUCUCUCCUGGAAGACAAGCUUCAACAAUGGGGGUAGUGUGUUGAGUAAUUGGAACCCUAGCGAUGAAACUCCGUGUGCAUGGUUCGGCAUAUCCUGCAACCCCAACAAUGAAGUCGUGGAGCUCAAUCUGAGGUACAUGGAUUUGCUUGGAACUCUUCCUCCCAACUUCACCUCAUUGAUGUCCCUGCACAAGAUUGUCUUGACCGGGACCAAUUUCACCGGUUCAAUCCCCAAAGAGAUCGGUGAUCUCCGGGAACUCACCCACUUGGACUUAAGCGACAAUGCAUUGACCGGCGUAAUCCCGGUUGAGAUUUGCAGCUUGUAUAAGCUGGAGGAGCUCCACCUCAACACCAACCGGCUGGCCGGAUCGAUCCCGGAUGAAAUCGGCAACCUCACGAGCUUGAAGUGGCUGAUUCUGUACGACAACCAGCUCAGCGGUGGAAUUCCGAGCAGCAUAGGGAAGUUGAAGCGGCUUCAAGCCAUAAGGGCCGGCGGCAACAAGAACCUUGAAGGUCCGCUGCCGCAGGAAAUCGGAAACUGCAGCAAGUUGGUGAUGUUGGGGCUGGCUGAGACGAGCAUCUCCGGCUUCCUCCCUCCCAGCCUCGGCCUCCUCAAGAACCUCCAAACCAUUGCCAUCUACACUGCUCUCUUGUCCGGCCAAAUCCCAGAAGAAAUCGGCGACUGCACCGCCCUCCAGAACAUUUACUUGUACGAGAACUCGCUCACCGGCUCCAUUCCGACCACUCUGGGAAAGCUACGCAACCUCCAGAAUCUCCUUCUCUGGCAGAACAAUAUUGUGGGUACCAUUCCACCGGAGAUUGGUAACUGCAUGAAACUGUUGCUGAUUGAUUUUUCGAUGAAUUCGCUCACUGGAGCGGUUCCGGACAGUUUUGGGAACUUGACUUCUCUUCAAGAACUGCAGUUGAGUGUGAAUCAGAUCUCCGGACAGAUUCCUCCCCAGCUUGGCAAUUGUCAAAGCCUCACGCAUGUAGAGCUCGACAACAAUCAGCUCAGUGGGACUAUCCCUUCUGAGUUUGGGAAUUUGAAGAAUCUAACGCUGCUGUUCUUGUGGCAAAACAAGCUCGAAGGGAAUAUACCUCCGUCCCUGUCCUCGUGUCGCAACCUUGAAGCCAUUGAUUUGUCUCAGAACGCGUUGACGGGUCCGAUUCCGAAGGGCAUAUUCGAAUUGCCGAGGCUGAAUAAGCUGUUGCUAUUGUCGAACAAUUUAUCGGGCCAGAUACCGCCAGACAUUGGGAAAUGCUCGUCUCUGAUUCGUUUCAGGGCGAGCAACAACAAGAUCACCGGGCAGGUGCCGCCGCAGAUUGGGAAUUUGACGAAUCUGAGUUUCCUGGAUCUCGGCACGAAUCGACUCGCCGGAGUUAUACCGCCGGAGAUCUCGAGCUGCCGGAAUCUUACUUUUUUCGACCUGCAUUCGAACUCAAUUGCCGGAAACCUGCCGGAGAAUUUGAAUAAACUCAUCUUGCUUCAGUUUGUCGAUUUAUCAGAGAACAAUAUUGAAGGGACGUUAAGCCCUAGUAUCGGAUCGCUGAAUUCGCUGACCAAACUGGUGCUCGCGGAUAACCGAUUUUCAGGACCGAUUCCGCCGCAGCUCGGUUCCUGUUGGAAGCUGCAGUUACUGGACCUGAGCAGUAACGAGCUCUCCGGACAAAUACCGGCCAGUUUGGGCAAGAUUCCGGGGCUAGAGAUUGCUCUGAACCUCAGCUGGAACAGGCUCUCCGGCAAAAUCCCGGCCGAGUUCAUCGAGCUGAACAAGCUCGGAGUGCUAGAUCUCUCCCACAACCAGCUCUCGGGCGACCUUCGCUACCUAGCGGACCUCCAGAAUCUCGUAGUGCUCAACGUCUCGCACAACAACUUCUCCGGCCGCCUGCCUGACACCUCGUUCUUCGCCAAGCUGCCGCUGAGCGUCCUCGCCGGAAACCAGGACCUCUGCUUCUCCGGCAAGCAGUGCGCCGGCGACAUCCACGGCGCAGCCAGACACGACGCUGCAGCGAGGGUGGCGAUGGUGGUGCUGCUGUGCGCGGCGUGUGCCCUGCUCCUGGCGGCUAUCUACAUCAUCAUAGGGGGAAAGAUAUUGCAGGGGCGGGCCCACAAUCACAACGUCGACGUGGAAGCUGACGUGGAGAUGAUGCUACCGCCCUGGGAGGUCACCCUGUACCAAAAGCUCGACCUCUCCAUCGCCGAAGUGGUCAAGUCCUUAACACCUGGGAACAUAAUCGGACGCGGUCGAUCCGGCGUCGUUUAUCGGGCAGCCAUCCCGUCCGGUCCCACCAUCGCGGUGAAGAGGUUCCGGCUGUCGGAGAAGUUCUCCGCCUCCGCAUUCUCGUCGGAAAUCGCCACCCUGGCACGAAUCCGGCACCGGAAUAUCGUGCGGCUUUUGGGAUGGGGGGCCAAUCGGAAGACCAAGCUAUUGUUCUAUGACUAUUUGCCCAACGGUUCUCUUGGUGCCCUGUUACAUGAAACAGGUGGCGGCGGAGGCCUUGAAUGGGAAACACGGUUCAAGAUCGCUUUGGGCGUGGCGGAGGGCUUGGCUUACUUGCACCACGACUGCGUCCCGCCGAUCCUCCACCGAGAUGUGAAGGCUCACAACAUACUGUUAGGUGACCGUUACGAGGCAUGCUUGGCUGAUUUUGGACUAGCCCGGCUCGUCCAGAGUGAACCGGGUUCUUUUUCGGCUGACCCGCAAUUCGCAGGCUCCUUCGGCUACAUUGCACCCGAGUACGGUUGCAUGAUAAAGAUCACCGAGAAAAGCGACGUGUACAGUUACGGUGUGGUGUUGUUAGAGAUCAUAACAGGAAAAAGGCCCGCGGAUCCAUCAUUGUGCGAUAACCAGCACCACCUAAUCCAGUGGGUCCGGGAGCACCUGAGGAGCAAGAAAGACCCGGUUGACGUAAUCGACCCGAAGCUACAGGGGCACCCCGAUUCCCAAGUACAGGAAAUGCUGCAAGCGCUUGGCAUUUCUCUGCUCUGCACCAGCAACCGCCCGGAGGACCGCCCCGCCAUGAAGGAUGUGGUGGCGCUGUUGCGGGAGAUCAAACAGGAGGGGGCGGCCGCGGGCGACUCCCACAAGAAGGGAGAGGGCCGGCCGGCAAAUCCGUCGUCGACUGGGAGGCCGGCAGAACAACUGCUGCUGCUGCAGGGGCAAAGGCAAGGGUCGUCGAAUUGCUCUCUUGUGUACUCCUCCUCUUCGUCGGCUACUUACAAUAUUAAUUAAUAAUGCCAGUUGCCAGUAGGAAUAAGCAUUGAUGAUGAAGAAUGAAUUACUAGGGUUGAUUGUAAAGAGCUAGUACUUAGUAAAUUAGGGAGAGUUGUGAUGAUAUUAAGAUUUGAAUGGAAUAUGUAUAGCAGCCUGUUUCAGAUGAUUGUUAUUGAUCCAUGGUACGUGGUGUUAGAAAUUGAGAAUGAAGCUAGCUUGCUAGAAACUUGU
Messenger RNA from Diospyros lotus (date-plum), 3877 nucleotides. Its product is annotated as leucine-rich repeat receptor-like serine/threonine-protein kinase RGI4. The transcript is spliced from 2 exons. NCBI's taxonomy places the organism in Eukaryota, Viridiplantae, Streptophyta, Magnoliopsida, Ericales, Ebenaceae. The coding region runs from base 320 to 3664 and encodes 1114 amino acids. The record is from RefSeq and is a predicted model, not a curated record. Gene Ontology annotation, biological process: protein phosphorylation. Gene Ontology annotation, molecular function: protein binding; ATP binding; protein kinase activity.